This is a messenger RNA of Fusarium pseudograminearum CS3096, 1335 nucleotides long. RefSeq lists its product as uncharacterized. Gene Ontology annotation, biological process: polyketide metabolic process. The record is from RefSeq and is a predicted model, not a curated record. The coding region runs from base 1 to 1335 and encodes 444 amino acids. NCBI's taxonomy places the organism in Eukaryota, Fungi, Ascomycota, Sordariomycetes, Hypocreales, Nectriaceae. The transcript has 3 exons.
AUGAACAUCAACAUCCCAAAUCUCAUCAAAUCCGCUGUCCCAGAGGCAGAGGGACGCAACGUGCAGAUUCUCUCAGACAACAGGUCUAACUAUCGAGACGGCACUUUUCUCUCUGGAGAUUUCCCAAGAAAUCCACCAAAGCUUUACAUAACCGGAGAGAAUGACGAUUUUGACGAAACAACUCUGAAAGAGUGGCGGGAUGAGGGAUUCAACGUCGAGUAUAUCUCCAUGGAGAGCUGCGGAGAUGGGUACCUCAAGAAGAUCAAGUCGCUGAGCAGGGAAAACAUGGCACCCUGUGAAAAAUUUGGAAUCGUCGCCUAUGACGACGCAGCAGCUGUGUGUCUGGAACAUUUUCACGUUCUAGACAACAACCCGGAAUUCAAACUGGGUCUUCUUAUUGCCUACUAUCCAACUCGCAUCCCCGACACCAAUGGAAAGUUUCCCAACAGUAUAAGCGCUCUUGUACAUCUCGCAGCUGGCGAAGAGAUAGGCGUUGUCAAGCAGUCUCAGAUGGUAGGCAUCCAGGGCAAGAAACGCGUGCGACGUACCAAGAUUAGCAGCGGCCUCGGUACUGGUGGAAAACUUGAUCUUGCUUACCCCAGCUAUACAUAUGAGGCUGAGCCUGGAUUUGCUGAACAUGAUCUUGACGAGUAUGAUGGGGUAGCAGCCGACUUGGCGUGGAGUCGGAGUUUGGCCGCUGCGAGAAAGGUCUUUGGUAUCAACCCUGACCUAGAAGUCGUUUUGGAAAAUAACAUACAGAGCAAACUCUUCUCCAAGAACUUGAACCAAGCCAUCUCAACAUACACAACGCACAAGACGCCUCACGUAACAUACAUGCCAACCUUGACAGGCGCAACAGGUGCCGAAGAAUUGAAGCGAUUUUACUCCGAAUCAUUUAACACACCGCCCUCCCUGAAAAUCACAUUACUUUCGCGCACCAUCGGAGUGGACCGCGUGGUGGACGAGAUGCACGUCCAGUUCAAGCACACCGAGCAAGUGCCUUGGAUGCUCCCCGGAGUCCCGCCCACAAACAAGAAGAUCGAGAUAAUCAUGGUCAGCAUAGUGGCUGUCAAGGGAGGAAGACUGUACCACGAGCAUGUUUACUGGGAUCAAGCGAGUGUGCUCGUUCAAGCUGAACUGCUAGAUCCAAAGCUGUUACCACAAUCUGCAAAAGAUCUAGGCCUCGAGAAACUGCCUGUGGUAGGACGUCGGGCAGCAAGAAGGGUGCGGAGGAACAGGGAUUUGAGCGAUGAUGAGGGUGAAGCAGAUAACGAGCUGAUUCCUGGCUGGAAGAACGGGAACAGCGGGAGUGAGGGAGUUGCUGAGCUGCCCUAA